Molecule: messenger RNA, 1254 nt
Organism: Kwoniella botswanensis
Lineage: Eukaryota; Fungi; Basidiomycota; Tremellomycetes; Tremellales; Cryptococcaceae
Exons: 4
Coding region: 1-1254 (417 amino acids)
Source: RefSeq, a predicted model, not a curated record
AUGGAUCCAACUACCUCAGCUCACGUGGACCCAUUCGCGGGUCCCAACUCAGACCUCACCUCGAAACAACCAGCCGUCACCGAUACUUCCGGCUUGACCACUUCGACCGUCCCAUCUUCAGGUGCAAGCAAUGCCCCUCACCUCGGAGCACCCUCAUCAGGGUUCAACAACCCAUUCGUCUCUGGACCACCUGUAGUGCCCACUGACCCAAUUAAACAAGAUUAUCCCGAUACUCAGGUCUACCCCAAUACCAAUACCAAUGGUCAACAAGACUUUGCCGAUAUUCACGCUAGGAGUGCAGGUGCGGGUGUAGGUGGGACCACUUCCGACAGUACUUCUCAAACAGUCACCGAUAAGGCUCAUGUAGCUUCCAACAAGGCUAGUGAGACUGCUACUCAAGCUCAGAACAAGGCUAGUCAAGUGUCCAGUCAAGCUCAACAGAAGGCAAACGAAGCUGCUACGGGAAUCAGACAAAGAGUCAGAAAGCUUUCAGUCGACCUCAACAAUGCAGCAGACCAUCCUGCCGUCAAGAACGUCAAGGGUACUGCUAAUAAUUAUAUCGCUCAAUUGAGAGAGCAAUUAGGUAGAAGUCAAACUGUCAGAGAUCUCGAGAAGAGAACGGGAGUGGACAGAGUUGUCUUGGUCGUUGGCGGUAUCUUAGGCUACAUCCUUCUCAUCCCACUUAACGUCCUCAGACUCGCUCUUCCAAUCACCGACCUCCUGACUAUCCUCCCUGCCACCUACCUCGCCGCUGUUGUCCUCGACAAGCCUGACACUACUGCAAAUGACCAAAAAGUGAAGUCUCUCUUAUCGUUCUUUGUUGUUCUUGGUGCUAUUCAAACCGUUGAGAGUCUGAUGGCUGGGUUCUUGGAAAGAAAAAUUCCUCAAUAUUACACGGUCAAGUUGUUAUUCCUCGCUUACCUCCUCCACCCACGAACUCAAGGAGCCACCCAAGUCCACGAGCGAGUAUUCCGACCCAUUCUCGCCUCAGCUCAACAAUCCGCCAAAUCUGCUCCUCCACCUACAUCAGGAUACAGCAACAACGGCAGUACAAACACUUACGGUGCACCGAAAUCAUCCUCUACCGUCAGUACUCCACCGACUUCCAAGCCUUCCCUCUCAACUGUUUCUAGCCCUCAAACUUCCGGUUUCACCACCAUGGCCGCGUCCAUCCCUCUUCCUGGAGAGAGCGAGAAUAUCACAAGGGAAGAUGCAAGAGGUCAAGGUUACUCGGUCGUCAGUGAGCUCCACUAG